This is a messenger RNA of Cygnus atratus (black swan), 534 nucleotides long. It is a transcript of the gene SRR, whose product is annotated as serine racemase. NCBI's taxonomy places the organism in Eukaryota, Metazoa, Chordata, Aves, Anseriformes, Anatidae. Gene Ontology annotation, molecular function: ATP binding; serine racemase activity; L-serine ammonia-lyase activity. Gene Ontology annotation, biological process: L-serine metabolic process; D-serine biosynthetic process; pyruvate biosynthetic process. The record is from RefSeq and is a predicted model, not a curated record.
AUGAUUGCAGGGAGAGCAGUUGCCAUCAAGGCUCCGAGACCAGGUGUUGAAGUGUUUGCUGCUGAGCCCCGCCGUGACUGUUACCCGCCCGAGGUAAGAGGGGAACUGACCCUCAACCUACAAACUCCAGCCACCAUCACACAUGCAGCCAAAUCCAGCAUUAGAGAAAACGCGUGGCCCAACAGGGAUCUGGUUGAUGAUGUCCUCACUGUCUCAGAGGAAAAAAUCAAGCUGGAGAGGGCUGGCGGAAGCUCUGCUCUCCCUUCCCGAAGCGCUGCGGAGGCAGAUGCACGCCCGGUGCCCUCCGCAGCCCCGGAGCAGCACGUACCGGCUGCUGGGACAGCUGCUGCUCUCCCAGCAGCGAGCCACGAGGCUGGUGUGGGAAAAGGACGAAGCUGCUGAGCCAAGAGCAGGUGGGGGAGGCGUGGCUGCGCUCUCAGAGCGGUUCCAGGCAGUCCCCCGGGGCGUGGAGAACGUUUGCAUCGUGCUGUGCGGGGGAAACGUGGACCUGAGCUCCCCGGGGAAGUGAAAUGA